AUGUCAUAUCUUUUAACACAUUUACCAAAUGGAUGGGCAGUUGACCAAGCUAUUGUUACUGAGGAGGAUCGUGUUGUAGUUAUUAGAUUUGGUCAUGAUUAUGAUCCAGAUUGUAUGAGACAGGAUGAAGUUUUAGCUUCAAUAGCAGAAAAAGUAAAGAAUAUGGCAGUUAUUUAUGUUGUGGAUAUUACCGAUGUACCAGAUUUCAACAAAAUGUAUGAACUGUAUGAUAAUUGCACCACAAUGUUUUUCUACAGAAACAAACAUAUUAUGAUAGAUUUGGGUACUGGUAAUAAUAAUAAAAUUAAUUGGCCUUUAACAAGCAAGCAGGAUAUGAUUGAUAUUAUAGAAACAGUUUAUAGAGGCGCAAGAAAGGGUAAAGGUCUUGUUAAUUCACCAAGAGAUUUCUCUACUAAAUAUAAAUAUUAAAGAAAAAACAACAACAAUAAUAUAUAUACACACAAUAUAUUUAUAUUUAUGAAUAUAAAUCUAAUAAAAUUAAUAAAUUGUAAAUAAUAAUAAAAACAAAUAAAGUUUGUUUUGUUUUUUUUUUUUUUUAAAU
Molecule: messenger RNA, 562 nt
Organism: Dictyostelium purpureum
Lineage: Eukaryota; Evosea; Eumycetozoa; Dictyosteliales; Dictyosteliaceae
Product: mitosis protein dim1
Exons: 3
Coding region: 1-429 (142 amino acids)
Biological process (GO): mRNA splicing, via spliceosome
Cellular component (GO): spliceosomal complex; U5 snRNP; U4/U6 x U5 tri-snRNP complex
Source: RefSeq, a predicted model, not a curated record